Molecule: messenger RNA, 600 nt
Organism: Parascedosporium putredinis
Lineage: Eukaryota; Fungi; Ascomycota; Sordariomycetes; Microascales; Microascaceae
Source: the annotation of a GenBank genome assembly
AUGGUGAAUGUUGCAGGAGGCAUAGUGAUCGCCAUUGUGGUGAUAGCGGUGGUGGCGGCGCUGGGAUGGGUCGCUUUUACCCAAUUGCGCGCCAGGCGCCUCGGACUUCCACCUCCGUCGUUCUCCUCCUACAUACCAUUCAAGAAGUCCAACGACUCACCGUUUGACUCGCGGGCCUCGCAGGGCGGCGUCGUGGGAUGGGUCAAUGACCGUGUCCGCGGCUUCAAGCAGCGCAACAACCGCACCGCUCGAGGUGCGUACGAGCCUUCUGGUGGCAACGCCGCGCGGGGAACCAUGGCGGCCUUGACCCCGACGAAGCUUGGGAUUCUCGCGUGCACGACGAGUGACGAUCUCGGUGGCAGCGGAUACGAGAUGAACUUGCCCCGGACACCUGCCGCCCGGUCCCCGGCCCCUCAGGAGGAGAGGAGGGGUAGGCAGCCUGCCGAGAGGAACCCGUUUGACGAUGACGCCGAGCCGAGCAAUAUCAGCGUUCGCAAGAUCAGCCCGAGGCCGCUCGAUACGGGGGCGGGCCGAGCUGGCGGCAGGAAGGAGGAUGACAGCCCAACUGAUAGGAGAUCGAUGUUCAGAGAGGAGGUCUAA